AUGUAUAUCCAGAAAUGGUAUCCUAAUGCGGGAAGAGAGGAUAAGUUUCUGGUCCAAGUUCCAAUAUGGAUAAAGUUACCUGGGCUUCCUAUGGAAUAUUGGGAGGAAGAUGUGUUUACUGGGAUAGCCAAUUCUUUUGGGGAGCUUAUCACCAUAGAUCUGGUUACGGCAUCCAGAAGAAGACUUAUUUAUGCUAGAAUCUAUGUAGGGGUUGGGGCCAAAACGGAUAUGCCAGAGGAAAUAGAGAUAGAAUCAAAACUAGGCAAAUGGAUGCAGAAGAUUGUCUAUGAAUCAAUCCCUUUUGCUUGCUUUCACUGUAAGAAAGUUGGGCACUGGGCUAAAAGGUGCCGAAGCAAUGUGGUAAAAUCUCAAUCCCAAACUAAAGUCUGGAAAAAGGUGGACAACUCUUUGAAAGUUUCUCCUUCUGAUUAUUCGGAUCAGGAGAAACAAUCCCAGGUAGGAAGGAUAGAAGAGGUGUUAGCCAGAGAAUCAGGAAAUGAAAUGAAGAAAGGAGAGGAAAAUAAGAUCCCCAAUCAGGAAAAGGAGUAG
Cryptomeria japonica (Japanese cedar) is the source of this 549-nucleotide messenger RNA. RefSeq lists its product as uncharacterized. NCBI's taxonomy places the organism in Eukaryota, Viridiplantae, Streptophyta, Pinopsida, Cupressales, Cupressaceae. Bases 1 to 549 code for a protein of 182 amino acids. Gene Ontology annotation, molecular function: zinc ion binding; nucleic acid binding. The record is from RefSeq and is a predicted model, not a curated record. The transcript has a single exon.